GUAGGAGCGGAAUUGUUCUACUUGGAGCCAUCUAUUGAACCAUGAACCAUGAACCAUGAAACGAAAGGCACUGUCAGAUGUGUUUUUAAAAAUGGCUCAAGACGAUGCUGUUGACGAACUUAUGGAGACUGAGAUUUUGCCGUCUACAAGCAGCAACGAUGUAAAAGUGAAAGAAAAAGAUAGUAAAUCAUCCAGUCUACCAUGGAUCGAGAAAUAUCGGCCACAAGUAUUUCCAGACAUUGUUGGUAAUGAAGAUACUGUAUCUAGAUUAGCUGUAUUUGCUCAGCAUGGAAAUACUCCGAACAUUAUUAUUGCUGGCCCACCAGGAGUUGGUAAAACUACCACAAUUUUAUGUCUGGCACGUAUUCUGCUUGGACCAGCAUUUAAGGAAGCUGUGCUUGAAUUGAAUGCAUCUAAUGAAAGAGGAAUAGAUGUAGUUAGAAAUAAAAUCAAAAUGUUUGCCCAAAAGAAGGUGAAUCUCCCAAAAGGAAAACACAAAAUCAUCAUUUUAGAUGAAGCCGAUAGUAUGACGGAUGGUGCACAGCAAGCAUUACGCCGUACAAUGGAGAUUUAUAGUCAUACUACUAGAUUCGCUCUUGCAUGCAAUAAUACAGAGGAAAUUAUAGAACCUAUACAAUCUCGUUGUGCUAUGCUGAGAUAUGGAAAGUUAACAGAUGCUCAAAUUUUGGCUAAAGUUCUUGAAGUGUGUGAGAAAGAAAAUGUUUCUUAUACAGAUGAUGGUAUGGAAGCAAUAGUUUUUACUGCCCAAGGGGAUAUGAGACAAGCUUUAAAUAAUCUACAGUCAACUUACAACGGAUUCAAUCAUGUAAAUGGUGAAAACGUAUUCAAAGUCUGCGACGAGCCUCAUCCUUUAAUCGUUAAAGAAAUGUUGGAUGAUUGUAUAAAGGGAGAUGUUUCUAAAGCAUGCACAGUAAUGGAUCAUUUCUGGAAAAUGGGAUAUUCUGCGGAGGAUAUAAUCAGUAAUGUAUUCAAAGUUUGUAAGAUUCAUGCUAUGGAUGAAAAACUAAAGUUGAUGUUUGUUAAAGAAAUUGGAAUAACACAUAUGGGCAUAGUGGAAGGUAUUAACAGUUUGUUGCAAUUGCACGCCUUGGUAGCACGACUUUGUCGAGCAUGCGUAUCGAAAUAAUUCCUCAUGAUAAAAUACGAUUGUAUUCUACUUUUUAAUAUAUUUAUAUAUUUUUACUGA
This is a messenger RNA of Harpegnathos saltator (Jerdon's jumping ant), 1207 nucleotides long. It is a transcript of the gene RfC4, whose product is annotated as replication factor C subunit RfC4. Lineage: Eukaryota; Metazoa; Arthropoda; Insecta; Hymenoptera; Formicidae. The transcript has 6 exons. Bases 56 to 1147 code for a protein of 363 amino acids. Gene Ontology annotation, molecular function: DNA binding; ATP binding; ATP hydrolysis activity. Gene Ontology annotation, biological process: DNA-templated DNA replication; DNA repair. Gene Ontology annotation, cellular component: DNA replication factor C complex; nucleus. The record is from RefSeq and is a predicted model, not a curated record.